Molecule: messenger RNA, 1591 nt
Organism: Sabethes cyaneus
Lineage: Eukaryota; Metazoa; Arthropoda; Insecta; Diptera; Culicidae
Product: tryptophan--tRNA ligase, cytoplasmic-like
Exons: 2
Coding region: 1-915 (304 amino acids)
Biological process (GO): tryptophanyl-tRNA aminoacylation
Cellular component (GO): cytoplasm
Molecular function (GO): tryptophan-tRNA ligase activity; ATP binding
Source: RefSeq, a predicted model, not a curated record
AUGGCUGGAAUGAUGGCGCCCAUGUGGUUGCAGGAGACAUUUGAUGUUCCCUUAGUAAUUCAAAUGACCGACGAUGAAAAAACGCUAUGGAAGGAUUUGACGGUAGAACAAUCUAUGAAGAUGGCUCGAGAAAACGCCAAGGAUAUUAUUGCCAUGGGGUUCGAUGUUGGUAAAACAUUCAUUUUUGCAAACCUCGAUUACAUGGGACGAUGUCCAGCAUUUUAUCAAAACAUUAUACGUAUUCAAAAGUGUGUAACUUUCAACCAAGUUAAAGGCAUAUUUGGAUUCGUGGACUCGGAUGUGAUAGGAAAAAUUGGAUUCCCUGCCGCACAAGCAGCUCCUGCUUUUUCAACUACAUUUCCUUUCAUUUUUGGAAAAGAUAAACUGCCUGUUCUAAUACCAUGUGCUAUUGAUCAAGAUCCGUACUUCCGAAUGACUAGAGACGUUGCACCACGGUUAGGUUUUCCAAAACCAGUGCUUCUCCAUUCAAGCUUCUUCCCAGCAUUACAGGGGGCCAAAACAAAAAUGUCGGCUAGUGAUACAAAUUCGGCUGUUUUUCUUACUGACACACCGAAGCAAAUAAAAAACAAAAUCAAUAAGCAUGCAUUUUCAGGAGGAAGACCAACUUUGGAAGAGCAUCGAGAAUUUGGAGGCAACACUGAUAUCGAUGUGAGCUAUCAGCUAUUGCGUUUCUUCAUGUACGAUGAUGAGGAAUUGGAAAGAAUUCGAAUUUCAUACAGCAAAGGAGAACUGCUUAGUGGUGAGCUAAAAAAAAUAGCAGUAGAAACACUUCAAUCAAUCGUUGCCGACCAUCAAAGGAAACGGCAAGAUGUAACUGAUGCGAUACUAGAACAGUUUAUGACACCAAGAAAAUUAAAUUAUAAUUUCAACGGAGUAGAUAGCAAAAAGUAUUGAAUAUUGAAGAGUGGUCAAACUACAAUUAUAGUUGGUAGUUGCAAUUCCUAAAAUAUUUCACAACUGAUAGCUUUCGUUCGAAGUCUUUUAUACUAUGUUAUAACCUUUGUUAAUAUCGUUGAAGCUUGAACGAAGAACUGUAUAAACGAAAAUAAUUAAAAAAUAAUCAGUUGUAAAACUUGAAUGAAAAUAGUUACUUAAUAGUAAUGUAACAAAAAAAUGGAGCUUUUUUCUUGUGCCUUGGUUUCCGAGUAACUAAGCCAUUUUCUUGCAUUGAACGGAUUUCACGCCAACUUGUCUAUAAUAUUGGUAGCACUCUCUCACAAACCAAUAAACCAUUGUGGAUGCAAAGACUUUAUCUAAACAGCAACUGUGCAUAAGUAGUUUUUCCGAAAUUUGUCCAGACUAGCUUUUAUUCUAAAUAAGUAAAUGUAGCUGCGAGGAUUGCUGCAUUUGGUAUGGCAUGGAUAAUUUAAGUAUUUACCUACUUACUUAUUCUGCCGAGAGCCGGGGUGACUCUUGCCGUAUCAAGAAUUCCUCUCCAUUGUACACGGUCCUGGGCUACUCGUCGCCAAUUCGUUGCGCGUCUCGACACACGCAAGACGGCUUCAACCUGGUCGAGCCAUCUAGCACAUUGAGCCCCUCUAUUCCUGGUGCCGGAGGGGUUCUUGAAGAG